This is a messenger RNA of Diabrotica virgifera virgifera (western corn rootworm), 2297 nucleotides long. Its product is annotated as double-stranded RNA-specific editase Adar-like. The record is from RefSeq and is a predicted model, not a curated record. NCBI's taxonomy places the organism in Eukaryota, Metazoa, Arthropoda, Insecta, Coleoptera, Chrysomelidae. Gene Ontology annotation, cellular component: cytoplasm; nucleolus. The coding region runs from base 26 to 2164 and encodes 712 amino acids. Gene Ontology annotation, molecular function: double-stranded RNA adenosine deaminase activity; double-stranded RNA binding; tRNA-specific adenosine deaminase activity. The transcript has 3 exons. Gene Ontology annotation, biological process: RNA processing; adenosine to inosine editing.
GUAGAUGACACACUCUUAAGUAUGUAUGUGGUCUGAGUCAGCUGUCUGCUCAGUACAGUACCAGUACAGUACAGUAACUGCGAUUUGUCUGUCUAGGCUAGGAAUUACAGGAACUAUGAAUCCAGUUAAAAUGCUCGAGUUACUUAAAGGUGAGCUCGAAUUUACAAUUACCGAAUAUCCUUCGGUAACAGUAUGUUUAGAAGUCGAUGACAAUAAGUACCACAGCACAGCAAAAUCCAAAGCUAUUGCCAAUCGCGACGCUGCAAUUUUAGCUAUAAAGUAUUGGCAUCAAUGCGACUAUUCACUUGUGAAGCAUUCAUUUGAUAGAUCUCCAAGAAUCUUACGAAAGCAUUAUCCGGACCUUAAGUUUACUGAUGUUUCCAAUGGAGAAAAUUCCUUGGUUUAUUUAAAUAUAGGGGAUAAAGUGUUUACGGGAUAUGGAGCAGACCCGAAGUUGGCGAAAAAAGGUGCGUGCAUUAUGGGUAUGCGUUAUCUACUUACUUCAAAGGUUGAAAGUUUUUUGUCCAAACGUUUAGAAGACAUUAAAGUAGACGACGCUUUUGAAGUAAUACGAUUACUUAAUUGUAGUCUCAAUUCUACAGUGGUAAGGAAGAACUUAUAUACAAUGUGCCUUGAAGUUGAUAAUCAGCAAUACUAUGGCUCAGGGAAAUCAAAACGUUUUGCACAAUUUGAAGCAGCGAUGGAAGCACUUAAAGAUAUUCUCCCAUUAUAUGGCACAAGCACUUCCAAAUUUGUCGCACAAAAUAAUACCUUGAAAAAGGCACUAGGAAGAUCUCGCAGAUUGGAAGAUAACAUUAUAAACACAAAUCUAAAUUGUCACAAAAGUGUUCUUCAAGAAUUUAAUAAUUUAUAUUACGGAUCAACUUUUACCUGUACCAAGUCAACGAAUUCGACAGAUAAUUCACAAUGUAGAUUUACAGCAUCAGUGAGAGUAAAUGAUCAGGUUUAUACAGGAACUGGACCUAAUAAACAAUUAGCAAAACGAUCUGCUGCUGUUGCUGCCUUAGGUAAACUUGAGGACAUUAUUCCAUCGGAGAUGGGGAAUCAUCUGCUCCUUCAAAAAGACCAGCGCUUUUCUGAUUUAAUUGGGCGCUUAGUUAACGAUAAAUUUAACACCAUAAUGGUCAACGAUAAAGUCCACAUGAAACGAAAAAUUUUAGCAGGCAUUGUCAUGACGAAAAAUGCAGACCUUUCAACUGCAGAAGUAGUAUGUGUAACAACUGGUACCAAGUGCAUCUCUAAAAACAACACUGCAAAUGGAAACUCACUACAUGAUAUGCACGCGGAAGUUCUAGCCCGAAGGUGUUUGCUAUUGUACUUCUACAACCAGCUAGAAUUGCUGCUGUCAAAGAGAAAACAGAAAACAUCAAUAUUCAUACCAAAAAGCUGCGGACGGGGAUACCAACUAAAGCAAGGAAUUGAGUUUCACCUGUACAUCAGCCAUACACCAUGUGGUGAUGCAAGCAUUAAAUGCGAUGAUGACAUGAAUCCCAGUACGAUACUCCGUGGUUUACUAAGAUGCAAGAUAGAAGCUUCACAAGGGACUAUACCUACGAAAACUUGCUUUACCUCAACUUGGGACAGUGUUUUAAAAAAACAUCCUGUCAAAAUGAUGUCCUGCUCAGACAAAAUUUGCAAGUGGAAUAUAUUGGGCUUGCAAGGAUCUCUGUUGCUCAAUUUUAUUGAUCCGGUUUACUUAAGUUCAGUCGUAGUAGGAAGAAGAGUACCUGAAACUCAACUAAAAAGAGCUCUUUACGGAAGAAUAGAAAAUACUUUACAAAAUAUACCCUCAGAAUUUCAUUUAAAUAAGCCUAAAUUAUUAACAGUGCCAUGUACUGAAGUGAGAAUACCAAGAAUCAGUCUUAACUUUGCCGUGAUUUGGUUCUUGGGCAUGGAACACCCUGAAGUAGUUCUGAGUACAAAUGGUAAAACAGAAUACGGCUCUUCGGUAAUUUCUACAGAGAGUUUGGUAAACCGAUAUGCGUCAUUACUUCAAAAAUCUGUUAUAGGUCGUAAGAUGUUGCAUCCAACUCGAUUUGAGGACACCAACAUGUUAACUAGUUACACCGUUGCCAAAGAAAAAAUUUAUAAAGCGUUUUCAGAAGCUGGUUUAGGUGACUGGAAAUCUAAGUCAAAAAGCUAAAUUCUCGUUUCACAAAUUAAUAUACCCAAAACACUAUUUUGACAUCACCUUUUGAGAUUACCUUGAUUCUUAUAGAAUGUGUCCCUUUUUGUUGGUUCAAAUAUUAUGAAUGUAAUAUAGGUCCAAUAAUAAA